GUUUUGUUGGUUUUUGUCAGAGAAGGAUUAGCACUGAGAGAGAGAGAGAGAGAGAGAGAAGGAAUGAUAAAGGGAGGUGGAGAGGAAUUGUGCGAUGACUUUGCAAACACGGAGGACGUGAGACAGAGAGAGAACGAAGCACCGUUGAAGUAGAGACGGAGUAGAGGCAGAAGUGUGAGAGUAGAUUCAGUGGAACUGCGGUACACACAUGGAUGGAGUGGAUAUGAAUGUCUCACUAGCCCAGAGUGAGGACUUAUUGGCGGCCUCUGGGUCCGUCACAGUCCGCAUCUCCCAAUCCUCCGGCGCCUCCCUCGUCUUGUCCGUUCCGAUGGGUGCCGCGGUUGAGGAGAUUUCCCAAGAGGGAACUGGCUGCCAGCAGUGUCACUGUGACGACCCAGGGCCCAAGUCUGAGCAGGAGAGGAGAGCCUCUCCUCGUAGUGCGGCAGAGUGGGAGAGGAUUCAGGACCCCCCUGCGGCCAGGAGCCUGGUGGAGGAGCAGAAAGCUCCGGAAGAACAAAAGCCAGGCCCGCUCGAGACGGAAGGGCCUCAGGGCCCAGAGCUUGGGGAACAAAAGCCAGACCAGCUGGAGACGGAGGGGCCCCAGGGCCCAGAGCUUGGGGAACCAAAGCCAAGCCAGCGUGAAACGGAGGGGCCCCAGGGCCCAGAGCUUGGGGAACCAAAGCCAGGCCAGCUGGAGACGGAGGGGCCCCAGGGCCCAGAGCUUGGGGAACCAAAGCCAAGCCAGCGUGAAACGGACGGGCCCCAGGGCCCAGAGCUUGGGGAACCAAAGCCAGGCCAGCUGGAGACGGAGGGGCCCCGGGACCCAGAGCUUGGGGAACCAAAGCCAGGCCAGCUCGAGACGGAGGGGCCCCAGGGCCCAGAGCUUGGGGAGGAGGCCCCGGGGCCUAAGGACGUGGCGUGCGAUGCCUGCCUGGAGAGCACCCCCCACAAGGCUGUCAAGUCCUGCCUCACCUGCCUGGUGUCCUACUGCCAGGCUCACCUGAGGCCUCACCUGGAGAACAGCAAGUUCCACAACCACCGGCUGGUGGAGCCGCUGCGGGACAUCGAGCGGCGCACCUGCGAGGGCCACGGCCAGCCCCUGGAGCUGUACUGCCCGGCCGAGGCCUGCUGCGUCUGCGUCUGCCAGGAGUGCGAGGAGGCGGCGCACCAGGGACACGCCCUGAUACCCCUCACUGAGGCCCGCAGGGACAUGGAGAAAGAGUUGCAGGAGAAGGUAGAGGAUAUGAUGAAUAUGGUAACUGCUGUCGAAAAGGCCAUCAACAAGCUGCAGACCAACACAAUCUCAAUCAAGAGCUCGGUGACGGAGGUCCGCUCCGGGAUGGAGCUGCGGUUCGCCGCGCUGCAGGCUGCCAUGGGGAAGGUGCUGGAGGACGUGAGGGAGAUCCUGAGGGCGGAGGAGAGGCAGGCGGUGCAGCGAGCGGAUGGCAUCCAGACCCACCUGGAGAAGAAGCUGAGCGAGGUGCACCGGGCCCAGGCCAGAGCCGAGAAGCUCUCCAGGAACAAGAAUGAUAUCGACUUCCUGGAGGAAUACUCCCUGUGGAGGAAGGAUGUCGUGGACGUCACUGUGCCCAGCGUCUACAUUGGCCUGAUAGAUCGUCUGGCUGUCUUUGACCACAUGGUUACAGAGUCAACCCAGGAGCUGAGUGGCCAGCUGCUGCCAGCUUACAGGGACAAACUGAAAGAGGCCUUCAAGUGUGUGAAGCUGGGUGUGAAAAGCACAGCCGGCGUCCUCAAUACGGGCCCGAGUGAGGAGCCAGAGCCAGAGACUCGAGAAGACUUCCUUAAAUACGGCACCGUGCUGAGCUUUGAUGCAGACACGGCGCACAGCUACCUGCGGCUGAUGGAGAAGAGCAGGAAGGCCACCAACACCACGCCCUGGCAGCACAGCUACCCGGACGGGCCGGGCCGCUUCGCCCACUGGCGGCAGGUCUUGGCCGCCGAGAGCUUCUGCCUGGGCCGGCACUACUUCGAGGUGGAGUUUGGCGGCGACGGCGUGCACGUGGGGGUCACCUACAAGAGCAUCGACCGCAAGAGCGAGAAGAGCAAUGGCUGCAUCACGGGCAACGACUUCUCCUGGUGCCUGGAGUGGAGCGGGGCCUUCUCCGCCUGGCACAGCGAUGUCGAGACGCCCCUGAAGGUCGCAGAAGGCUUUAGCAGGAUCGGAGUCUACGUGGAUUACGACAAGGGGCUUCUGGCCUUCUACGGAGUGAGUAGCUCCAUGACGCUCAUACAUAAGUAUCAGGCCGAGUUCAUGGAACCCCUGUACCCCGCCUUUUGGCUCUCCAAGAAGGAGAACGUAGUCCUGCUGGUCAGCCCCUGGGAUGACUUCCUCUCUCAACCACCAAAACCAUCGUCCCUUUGACUGAGCCAGCGGACAAACAUGCAGAAAUCUAGAGGAAAUGGCACACUACCAAAAGUAUUUAGCAUGGCUUGUAAUGGUUCACUACUGCAGUAUCUGCUGUCCGGCAAGCAACUGCAUACUACUAAAAGUUGAUAUUUUUUAAUAUUCUGAAUGCAAAGUGUGCAGAGACUCUUCGGGACAAUGUUACACUAUAAAUAAAUAAACUUGAAACUUGAAAUAGACUUGCCGAUGAAAAGACUUCAUUCUCAACAUGCUUCCAUUACAGUCCCCAGUUACAUACAAGUAAAGUACAUGUGAUCAGUCAGUGAUAGCUUUAAAUGUGAUUGAACUUGUGAUUGUAAUUGUAACUGUCAUUUAGAUGUCCUGCUCUGUACCUUUCCAUUAGAACAGACAUUAGAACAAUCUUUUAGUAGUGUUUCAUCAGCCUGUGGUAUGAGUCCAUAACACACAAUCUACAGAAGAAGUUGAAUAAAACAAAUGUCCAGUGAAAUGUUGCAGAAGGCUUCAGCAGGAUCGGAGUCUACGUGGAUUACGACAAGGGGCUUCUGGCCUUCUACGGAGUGAAUAGCUCCAUGACGCUCAUACAUAAGUAUCAGGCCGAGUUCAUGGAACCCCUGUACCCCGCCUUUUGGCUCUCCAAGAAGGAGAACGUAGUCCUGCUGGUCAGCCCCUGGGAUGACUUCCUCUCUCAACCACCAAAACCAUCGUCCCUUUGACUGAGCCAGCGGACAAACAUGCAGAAAUCUAGAGGAAAUGGCACACUACCAAAAGUAUUUAGCAUGGCUUGUAAUGGUUCACUACUGCAUUAUCUGCUCUCCGGCAAGCAACUGCAUACUACUAAAAGUUGAUAUUUUUUAAUAUUCUGAAUGCAAAGUGUGCAGAGACUCUUCGGGACAAUGUUACACUAUAAAUAAAUAAACUUGAAACUUGAAAUAGA
Molecule: messenger RNA, 3320 nt
Organism: Conger conger (European conger)
Lineage: Eukaryota; Metazoa; Chordata; Actinopteri; Anguilliformes; Congridae
Product: tripartite motif-containing protein 16-like
Exons: 7
Coding region: 209-2383 (724 amino acids)
Molecular function (GO): protein binding; zinc ion binding
Source: RefSeq, a predicted model, not a curated record